Messenger RNA from Ascochyta rabiei, 11094 nucleotides. RefSeq lists its product as uncharacterized. The coding region runs from base 1 to 11094 and encodes 3697 amino acids. The record is from RefSeq and is a predicted model, not a curated record. Lineage: Eukaryota; Fungi; Ascomycota; Dothideomycetes; Pleosporales; Didymellaceae. The transcript is spliced from 3 exons.
AUGUCAAAGAAGGACAAGAAGAAGGCGAAGAAGGCUAAGCGCGCUUCUGUUGUGGAUACUGAACAGCUCGAGCCCGUGACACCGUUAGAGGCUUCUACAGACAUCACAGAGCGCCCAGAUGUCGAGGGGCCCCCAACACAGGCUGCAGAUCCGCCAGCUUCCGCUACAGUCGGAGCGUUGGUCGAAGCUAAGCAAGAGACCAUCGCCCGCAGUCCCGCCCUGCCAGUUGAAGCUGUGCCAGAUGAUCGCCCGCCACCUGCACCAGUGGAGGUGCCUGAGCCUGUGACGUCUGUGGAAGUACAGGAAUCCGCAAUGGACGAGUCUGCUCUACUCUCCAAGGCCCAAAAGAAGAAGGCGAAGAAGGCGAAGCGUUCUUCUACAGUUGAUGGCGAGACAUCACAGCCAUCAACUCCUGCAGAGGAAGUAGUAAAAGAACUCGCGCCCGAGGCUGCGCCAUCUACCCUUCCAGCUACUAAUGAGCCGAAAUUGGCACAGAUGCUUGAUGAUGAAGCCGACGCCUGGACAGGUGCUGCUUCCAUCAAGAAAAACAAAAAGAAAAACCAAAAGCAACAAAAACAGACCGCGAUUGAUCCUUUUUUAGCGGAUGAGGCGACUCGGGCAGCCAACGUUUCUGAACCCCAGCCGUCUCCAUCACCCCCUUUAACCUCGGAGACACCUCUUACUUUCUCAGGGAUACCGGCCCAAUAUCCCCAGACCAACACCGAUGGCAGUGUUGGAAUUGCUGAUACUAGUGCGCAUGGAUUGGAUGAUACGAUGUCUGUGUCGAAGGACGUGGACGUUGUAGAAGAGAAGGAAUUUAGCGCUGAUGGAGAGCGCGAUGUCACUCUUUUGGAUGCUGCCAUAGAGCAGCAGGAGACAGAAAAGGAGCAGGAUAAGAUGGAAGAGCUCACUGGAGAGGCUGCGAUUGCCGAGCCUUCAGUUCGCGUCCACCCAACAGAAUCUGCAUCUGUUGCACAGCCCGAGCCGCUUGCGGAGCCGAGUGCACUGGUGCCAGUCGACCACCCACAGGCACCAACAGUCGAGGAGGUCAGGGCAGAACCUGAGGCCUUGACUUCCAAUAUAGUACUCGCUGAAGACAAAAAGGAUGCCACCGACGAGCCCGCAUCAAUUGUCGUUGCACAGAUCGAGCCGACCAAGGAAAAGGAUGUUGAUACUACGACACAGUCCACAACGAAAAAGAAGAACAAGAAGAGCAAGCGCACCUCUGCCUCUGAAGAGCCGAUCAUUGAGCCUGAGGAAGCUGUAUUGAAACCUGGCGCUUCUGUGAAUGAUGAUCAUGCUCAGCUGGCUACAGAUGACCAAAUCGCCGAGCAAGUCACAGCUUCUGCUGGAGCACCGAAAGAUACCUCGAAACCCGCGGCUAUGACAGAUAAUAUGAAUGAGCAGCUCGUCACUGAGCCUCGGACGAUCGAUCUUGUCACUAUCGACCUACCAGCAACUGAGCAUACUACAGAUGAUGCCAGUCGAGUUGUGGUGGCUUCGACCGAACUUCCAGUUCCAGAGAGUUUGCUCGAGGAGACUACUAUCUUACCUACCAAGAAGGACAAAAAGAAGGGCAAGAAAAGCAAAAGGCAGUCUGGCACCGCAACACCUCUCCCAGAGAUCGAAUCGAGCAUCCCCAUCGAAUCGCUGGACACACUGACUACACCGCAGAUUGAAGGAGCCCAAGCUAUUCUUGAGAGCCAUAUGCAGCCUGAAGUUCCAGCUAGCAUUAAUGCUGAAGUCAAAGAACAGUUGCCUACCGCCGAGCCAGCUGUCGAUGUUGCCGAGGACAUUCAAGAGUCUGCCGCUACCGCAGAAGACCAGCAACUUGCACCAGUUCCCGUCUCAAAAGCUACCAUAGAGCCACACGUACAGAAUCUGCAGUCGGUCGAUGCCACACCAGAGCAAGUUACUGAUGAGCCUGCGCUUUCUAAAAAAGGCAAGAAGAAGGCGAAGAAGGCGAAGAAGCAAUCAGGCUCUGCAACGCCCAUAGAAGAGUCGCUUCCCGUCGUUGAGCCGCCAGUCGAAGAGAACAGUAUCGCCAUUCAACCGGAGACCAUCGUCGGGGGAUCAUCCAAAGACGUAGAGACGCUCGCGCCCGAGGUAGUUGAGCCAGAACAAUCUGCUGAACUCACUACCCAGUUUGAGCCACAGCAGGAAGAUGUCCAGUCUACCGUCGAGCGCGAUGUCAAGCCUACACUCAUGGAAGCGGGGUCAACUGCAAUUGACAAUCAGCCUGAAGUGGAUGUGCCUGUAGAGACUGAAGCAGUUCCCACUUCAUCUAAAAAAGACAAGAAAAAGAAGAAGAAGAGCGAGAAGCAGUCUAGAGCAGCUACACUAGCCGAGGAAGCAACAUCUGGCGUGGCCACCGAGAAAGUCAAGGGAAUAAUAGCGCCUGAAAUUGCACCGCAAGCGGUUGAACCUAUUGCAGAGCCACUUGUUGAACCUGUUGUCGAACCGGUAAUCCAGCCUGUCGUUGAGUCAAAGGACGUCUCGAUGGAUGUUGCUCCGGUGUCCCUGCAAGAAUCGCCAAAAGCUGAGGCUGAAGCUAUCAAAAGCGAUGUGGGUCUACGGGUCGCGGAGCAGAUUCAGCCUCUUGACGCCAGCUCUGCGCCAGCUUUCGAACCAACAAGCGCUCUUGUUGGGUCUUCACAGAAAGAGGAGAUUCAGCCUAUGCCCGACGCAUCCAUUGAACCUAUUCAGUCCGCUGAGGACGACUGGGCUCACACUCCAUCAAAGAAAGAGAUGAAAAAGCGCGAGAAAGCGAAAGAGUCAGGCGUAGAGAUGCCGGUCACGGAAGGACCACUCGACAUCAUUUCUCAUAGUCAAGUUCAAGAAGCGGGUUCUGCCUCUGCUGCUUCGAUCGAAGCUAUUGAGCAGUCUGAGGUUGUCAGGAAAGAUAUAGUCGAAGAUGCGGUACCACAACAAUCGACUGUGCGAGAGCAGAAACUCGACCCACUCCCUGCCCCGGACGCUCCAACCGAGGCGCCUGAUGUAGCUGUCCAGGAAAAGAUCUCUACAUCGGUGUCAAAAAAAGACAAGAAGAACGCAAAGAAGAGCAAGAAGGCUUCCGGUACUGCUACACCUGUCGCCGAAGACGUUCCGAUUGUUCAGCAGGAACACACACAGGAGCCAGCGGACACAGAAUCGGGGAACAUUGGUGUUCCCAUGGACGAUCGCGCACCACAAACAAAUCCCUCACACCUAACUACCGAGACUGAGCCUAUUCCAGUUGUGGCAAGCAGGGAUAUUGAAGCUACGCCUGCUAUUCCGCCCCCGACAAAUAUCAUCGUCGAACAAUCAUCCCAGACUGACCGUUCCAAGCAAGCCGUUCAAACUGGCAUCGAAACAGCUACCGCUGAUGAUGAUCUUGCCUCGUCUACUUCGAAGAGGAGCAAAAAGAAAAAUAAGAAGUCGGUCGCUGUGGCUGGAAACCCUGCUCUGGUGGAGGUUGGAGCCACUGGUCCUGUAUUCGAUCCUGCUGUACCUAUGGAAGGCAACAUCAUCGCAGAAACGGACCGAGUUAUUCUAUCUGAUGCACCCGCACCUGCUGAGAUCGACACUACCCCAGGCGCUGCUCAGACAACAGACAACGAGACUAUCGACUCUGCUGUUGCGAAGGGUGAAGAUGUCGCCACAGGAAACAGUCAAGACACACUUGUUCAGAACGCACAACAAGAGCCGGUAUCUGAGCCUAUCUCGGUCGAAGCAUCAACACCCCUGGAACCAUCUCUGGAACCCGCCGAACUUGAAAGGCUCGUGCUCAGCCGCGAGCUCAGCAAGAAGGAGAAGAAGAAGGCUGGAAAGAAGAGCAAUACAGCAGCGACAGAAGAGACAUCAGUUGUUGAGACUAUGGCAUCAACUGAGGGCCCCGAGACAAAAUCUGCUGCAGUGCCCAGCGAGCCUUCGCCUACCGAUCAAGAUAUUCGGAUAUCACCACAAGCUGGAUUGUCCGAGCCGGAGCCUGUCGUUGAGCCCACUGUUGAAUCCGUUGUUGAGCCUGCUGUUGAGCCUGCUGUUGAGCCUCUUGCUGAGCCAAUUGUCGAGCCUGUUGUUGAGCAAGAGGUCAAGGACUUACAACUACCAGCACCCGAUACGCCCAUCUCUGCAUCAAUCGAUAUCAAGGCUCGAGAGAUCAGUGCGGAGAAUGAGUCGUCAGCUGAGCAGAAAAAGAGCAAAAAGAGCAAGAAGGACAAGAAAGCAAAGAAACAAUCACUUGCUCCCGACGCCGCCGAAGAGUUUGAGGACAAGCGACCUGAGACCAUUGAGCCAGCUUCGCUACCACCAAGUCUGCCCGUUGAGGCUCCUGUCAUCGAAUCUGUGGCAGUAGACACGCCUUUGCCUGAGCAAACUCCGUUUGAAAGGGAAGUAUCUGCCACUAUAGACGUUGUCAAUAGCCAGACUGUGGACACAACACAGCAUGAGACGUCUGAAACGGUCAACACGCCUUUGCCAGGACCGACUUCAACGGAAGAACAAUAUGUAAAUCUCCCCGCAGAUAUUCCAGAGGUCAUCAGACAGUCAUUCAAAGCUGCCGUUCCUUCUGCAGAGCAAGAGACCCUGGACAGCGCAAGUGCUCUGCCUCAGGCGGAGUAUGUGGUGGAGGUGACCCAGGAAGAGACAUCGGCGCCACUCAGCCGGAAGUCUUCCAAGAAAAGCAACAAAGGGAGGACGGACAAAGACCUGGCCGAGAACACAACCUUGGCCAGCCAGCCCACACUGAGCGCCACGGAAGAGUCUGUCGAGUCUAAACUGAUUCUUGAUGAAAUCAAGGUUGAUCCAAUGAUCGAGGAUGCUGUUGCGCAACAGCCUCCUCCAUUCGUUGAGCCGUCGCCUGAAGUCCCCAUUCCAGACCCUGAACUCCAAAACACUGAUGUUGGUCCUAUUACCGAACAAGUAGAAACUGGAGCGCAUACCAGUGGCGAUGUUGCUCAGCCUAUGCAAGUCAACUCUCCACCGUUACCGGAAGCAUCUCAAUUAAACUGGGAGUCCACUCCUGCACAGACAGCUCCUGAAGUGCCCAUAGGAGUGAACGCAGAAGACGAGCAAGGCUCCACUCCUUCCAAGAAAGCAAAGAAAGAAAAGAAAAAGGCAAAGAAGAGCAAGGGUGUUUCCGAGGACUUGACACCAGCUGAGAACACGCCUCCUGCUGUCCCGGAAGAGGCCAUCGCUGUGCCGAUUACAAUUGAAGAGCCAGCGCCGAAUGCUAUGGCCACUGAGGUCGUCCAGGAAUCCCAUGUAUCUUCAGACCUUCGACCGGAUGCGGCAAACGUUGUGCCGAAAGGACCUUUCACGCCAACAGAGCAGCCGAAGGCUGAGAUAACUGAGCCUGUUACAAUAUCGUCAAGACGUGGAAUUGCCAUCCAGCCAGAGGUCGCCGAGACUGAAGGAAUGCCCGUUCCCGCUGAAGACUUGGAAGGCACGCUAGCUCGAUCAACCUCUAAGAAAGACAAGAAAAAGAAGAAUAAGGGCAAGAAGGAGUCAGAUCGUAUGAAUGAGACUGAAGAUAAGUCCACCGUGGCUUCGACUAGCGUUGAGGAGGUAUCACGUACGGUACUGCCAGAGCAACCGACUAUGCAACCCGAGGUGCCACCGAACACUAUCGUAGACGAAAGCGAGGCUCAGAAAUCUGCAUCUCCUAUUCCGAGCGAUAUCCAGGCAGAUGCCGAGACAAAAGAAAGCUUCUCAUCAUUGCAAGCCGUUCGAGAUGAGGCCGUAGACCUGAGGCAACGUUCUGAAGCCCUUGAGCUCGCACUGGCAUCCAACGACCGGCUCGAUGAGCCUUCCACUUCCCAAUCAACGUCCAUGUUCGACAUCGUCAACAGUCUCAGCGAGAAAGACAAGAAGAAGGCGAGAAAGUCCAGAAAUAGCGAUCUCCCCGAGCCUAUGACUCCUGCAGCCGAACCUGAGGCUGCGGUUGAGACAACGGCUCGGGUUGAAGAUGUUGCUGUGAAGACUGAUGAACUCACCACAGUUCUAUCUCGCCAGCGAAGUAAGGACGAAAAGAGGAAGGCCCAACAGCUCGCAACUAAGGAUGUUGCGAUGGCUGAUGUGUUAGGUACGGAUGAGCCUACUAAGGUAGUCGAGACGAAAGAACCCAGGAUGCAAGACUCUGAGCCUACCAAUCUGGCGGAGCCAAUCUUGGGAGCGGACAGCAUUGCAGUUGAUGUUGCCUCACCGUCUCGGGAGAUAGUCACCGAAGAAUUGCCUCUGCCGUCAAGGAAGCUCAGCAAGAAGGAUAAAAAGAAGCAGGCUAGGCUUGCUGCAGCCGCUCAGGAGGAGUCAGUACCAGAAACUCAUGAAGAUGUGUAUGUGGCACCUUACACCUCGCCUGCACAGAACAACAGGCCUGCGACGAUUGAAGAGCAAGAGCGCACUCAGGUGGUUGACCCAGACAUCGCUACUGCACCCCUCGAGGUAGCACUCCCUGGACCGGUGAACGUUGAAUCUGGUCCCGUGUUCUCUGACAACAGCCGCGAGCUCAGUCUCGAAGACACCCUUGUCCCUGCUCCCGCAGCAGAGGAAAUUGAUGCUACAGUAGCUCUGACACGCAAAGAGAGCAAGAAAGACAAGAAGAAGAGCAAGAAAUCGAUAUCAUCUUUGGAUACAACUGUGUCAAAUGAGCAGGCAAUUGCGCCAUCAGAGCCUGUUUUCGAGGUGCCAUCGACUGGAUUGGACCAACGAAUCGAGCCUAUUGACAACACUCCCUCCAUGAGCGAAGUCCAAGAGCUCCGGCAAGCUGAGCGUGCGAUUCGGGAACUUGAGCUUGAUCAAACAAACCAAGGCAAUGCACAAACACGUCGUAACGUCAAGCUCGAUGUUGUGUUACCUUCUCAGCUUCUCAAGGAUAAAGACCAAGAUUCGAAGGAGAAACUUUCCACUUCAGCAAAAACUGAACAGACUCUUGAGAAGACAAGUACAACAGUCGAGAACACGAACGUCGGCACCACACAGCCAUCCACUCCUGCAAAGACUUUCGACACAAUCUCAGAGGACGUUCUGCCUACUUUGAACAAGAAGGGCUCUAAGAAGCACAGGCUUGCUGCGCUGUUCGAGAAACAAUCACCGGAGCAACUGCGAGAAGCUGAGCGCAACCUCCGCCGCGGAGGCAGCGGCAGUGUCAAGAACCUCGCAGAGCAGUAUGAGAGCCAGUCAAGAUCCGUGACCCCACUUCAGAUUGUAACAUCGAAGUCGAUCUCGCGAGCAGCAUCAGACGACCGAUUGCGGUCAGCAUCUCCACGACACGACGUGGACUUUGCAGCGACCGUUGCUGCAGGUCUAAACGAGUCCGGGUUUGAUCCAAGUUACGUGAUCAACAACCCUUCCUUCUAUCGCUCUCGCUCCACCUCUCGACAAGAGGAAUACGAAGUUGCACCUGACGAUGAGGUUGCAACAGCCAGGAGAAGAGCCAGUGUUUCCAAAUUCGGCUCGAUGGGUCGAGCUUCCGCUUCCACUUCGCCUACAAAAGAAACCGUGGAACCUAUCGACCGCGCGAUCCCUAAAGGAAUCGAGGUACCACUAGCGGCGACUGAUGUGCCAUCGUUCGAUCCAAUGGAUGUGCUCAACGACCCGGCAUUCGGAAGGCGAAAGUCCCCUCCUGGUGUACUCGAAGAGGCUGACCCAGAGGAACUCUACGCAUCGUCAAAAAACAAAACACUUAAGGGGAGAAAGAAGCGUAUCACUGACACAGCAAAAACAGCCUUGAGUAUGCAGGACAGUGUUGAGCAGACAGCUGCUGAGACUCCGGUGGUCGAAGCCUCAUAUAUUAGGCCUCCUGCUGUAGAGGCUCGAGCUGACUCCACUACCUGCGAACUCGGCUUUGGUGCGCCUGUCAACGAGCCUGUGCGAGUUCUGAAUACCCUUGAGCAGUCACCGAAGAAGGAUAAGAGCGUUGAUAAGAUCACAAUCGGCAAAACAAGCCAAGAUGGUGAACAGCGAGGAAGGACUAUGGUGCGAAACGAGCCCUCAGGGUUACCACCAACGCCGAAACAAGAAUCCAAACCGGCUGCCGGCAUCGAAGUCGGCGAAUAUCCCUUCCCUCGAGUCUUGACACCCGAGGUAAGGGAGUCAACCGUCCGCGUUCUGGAAGAAGAGAAGAAGGAUAAAAAGAGCCGGAAGGGCAAAGAGCGAGUGGAGGCUGUCACCGAGACAAGUCUACAGGAGCAUCAUAAGCGCCGCGCGCACCCGGUUUCCUUUCAUGAAGAGCAACCUGAAGAGAAGCGUUUGCACAAGAUCGAAGCGCCAUCAAGCAACCGAGCCACUGCAGCCAAUGUCGAACCAUUAUGGUCGUUCAACGAACUCAACGACGGUGCCAUUCAUGCCACAGACUCUGCGAUGAAGGCACCAACACCGCAAGUCAAGGAGACAGUGCACGAAGAGCGACAACAUCCACAAGGACCUAGGACGCCCCGAAAGAAGUCUGAGCGUGACGCUAUCGAUCGACAGCAGGCAGAGGCUAGCCCAGCGCUUCCGGAGUACUCAACCCCCAGGAGAUUCGAAUCACCACCUACGUCUGACUUUGUUACCAAGGAGCGAACGUCAUAUCUGUUCGAUUCUUCGCCCUCAACACGCGCAUAUGGCACCUCGCCUACAGUCGCACCUAAAACACCAAACUUCGACAGCCCACAAACAAAUGAGUCUCAUGGGAAGACUCCUGUCGACCGCCCUCGUCAAGAGCAAGUAUCGCCCAUCAGAGCUUCGAAGCAGUCAGAGUCUUACCAGUCCGUGUUUGGGGACCCAACCGAGAAGGAAGAUGCGACAACACCUGCACCGAAGCGUGCACGUACUCCUGGAACACAGUCACUUGGCACAAUCACGGAGAAUAGUCCAGACGACUCCUCGCUGCUCAAGAAGGGCAGGUCCAUCACUGAUGUCGGGUCUGCAGAACGAGGGGUCAAGUCGUUGCGCCGAACUGAACGCAAUAGAUCGUUCUCUGACCGUGUGAUGUCGCCACCGCCAAUUACGCCAACGCCUGCGAAUCGUAGGAGCACGCCUCUAGCACAAGAGGUCUCUGGUCGCGAGACGCCUUCACGGGAGACCCCGUGGCAUCAAGCCAACGAUCCAAUCGAUCGCAGUGUAGCUCUCAGUCCUGCACGUCGACUGCCUCACACAACUCCUGAUCCGAUCAAGCAGCAAUUAGCUGAGAUACGAGAUGCACCAGGUGUCCGAAGCCAACAAUCCUUCAGUAACAUUGGGAAGCUCAGAUCACCCGAGACCGAACGACCGAUGAGUUCCAUGAGUAUGAACAGCAAUGCUUCCACUCACUCUCUACGACGAGUGGAAAAGGCCCAAUCAGGAGAUCUGAGAGCCGCAUCGAGGCUUGGCGAGGCCAGUGCGCUAGACGCUAGCAGCGUAGAACAACCCAACCUCUCGGGCAUCGCACUUGCGGCUGGAGCGACCGCAGCCGUCGCAGCCGCAUCGAAGUUGAGGGGUGAAGGCAAAGGACGUCGAGCCAGCAUGGCCGAAACAUUUGAGGCUAUGGGUGAGGCGCCAAGAUCGCCGAUGUCACCGACGCGAGCACCCAGUCUGCGCAAACGCCAAAGCAUGCAGAUAAUGGAUUUACAGACUCAGCUCGAUCAGCUUGCAGAGCACAAUAAAUUGCUCGAGGUUGAAAGGUUGCGAGCUGAAGAAGUAUUCCAGGCCCAACAACAUCAGCGCCAAAUCGAUGAGCAGCUGGUUGCCGAAGCAGUCGAAGCACGUGAUCGUCAGAUUCACCAACGAGACAUUGACAUUGCGCAACUCAAAGACACACUGCAACGACUGCGAGAAGAGAUUGCGAGGCUGACGGAACUCAACAACACGCUGACAGAGGCGAACCGCAACCUCACCAACGAUGCUAACGAGCGCUAUGCUCAGCUUCAGUCCGAAGGUCAGUUAGUCCACCAGCAAUGGCAGACAUCCCAAAGGGAACUGGAGGGCUUGCGAUCACAGCAUGAUCGAAUGACGAGAGGAAUGGAAGAUGCGCUUCGUGAGGAAAUCGGUGCUGCGCUCGACGACCGCAAUGCAGAGAUCCACCGCCUGGAAACGGAGCUGUCAAGCGCAAGAGAACAGAUCAAGGGCCUGCAAAAGCAGAUUUUAGCUUCGAAGAAACCCAGUGAGAGCUUUCUUACUAUCCGCGAUGAGGACUAUUUCGACAGCGCAUGCCAACAACUCUGUCAACACGUGCAGCAGUGGGUGUUGCGAUUCUCCAAGUUCUCGGACACUCGCGCUUGCCGUCUCUCCUCCGACAUCCAGGCUGAUACGAGACUGGAUGCCGCGACGCGCGAGAAGAUGGAUAAGCGCUUGGACAAUGCCAUCCUCGAUGGCUCAGACGUUGACUCGCUUCUCGCAGACCGGGUAAAGCGGAGAGACGUGUUCAUGUCGAUCGUCAUGUCGAUGAUCUGGGAGUACGUCUUCACACGCUACCUGUUUGGCAUGGACAGAGAUCAGCGACAGAAGCUCAAGUCGCUAGAGAAGACUUUGUCGGAAGUCGGCCCACCACGCGCCGUAGCGCAAUGGCGAGCAAUCACGCUCACGCUGCUGUCCAAGCGAGAGCCUUUCAUGCAACAGCGCGCCCAAGACACCGAAGCCGUUGUGCACGAGAUCUACAGCACACUUUCCACUCUGCUGUCACCGCCAUCGCAUCUGCAACAGCAGAUCCAAGCAUCGUUGCGAAAUGUGAUGCGCCUAGCGGUAGAGCUUUCGAUCGAGAUGCGCACCCAGCGCGCGGAAUACAUCAUGCUUCCGCCACUGCAACCCGAGUACGACAUCCAUGGCGACCUGGUGGCCAAGGUUACCUUCAACGCAUCGCUCAUGAACGAGCGGUCAGGAGAGACGACGUCCAACGAUGAACUCGAGGCACGCGGUGCGAUAGUCAAGGUCGUGCUCUUCCCGCUCGUUGUCAAGAAGGGCGACGACUUUGGCGAGGGCGAAGACGAGAUUGUGGUCUGUCCUGCACAGGUGCUGAUUGCGAAGCCGAACAAGAAGAAGGUGGUGAGGGUGAUGAGCGGAGCGAUGAGCAUGCACUCUCGAGCCAGCUCGAAGGGGCGCAGCGCGGUAAGCUUGGCGCCGGAGAGUUCUGUUAUGGAUUUGGACGAUAGCAAUAUGAUUUGA